AUGGAAAGCGCCGCAAAAGCAAAGACUGCGUCCAAGCCUGCGAGGGUGCCUCGAGUGGCGAUGCUCGCGAAGCCACCUCCGCGACAGGUCUGCACGGAUCGCACGAAGGAGUGGAACAACGACAUCAACGUCGAUGUCCGAAACGACAAGGUGGGGUCGGUGGGGCCCAAGGGCAGCCAGAAGCACGGGGCGCCCGUGGAGGAGAGCACGAAGAAGCGCAAGCGGGCAGAACAGGGCAUGACCCCGCGGCCGCCGGCCGGCGCCAUGUCUGCAGCUGCGAAAUCGGCGAAGAAGAUGGAAGUGCAGGCUCCAGCCCAGCCCAAGGAAGGCGACGGCCAAGCAGGGCGGGCAAUGGAGGCCGCUGAAGUUGUUUCCAAUGUGGUGAUGACGGGGAAAGAGGCCAAAGGGAAUGCCGGGGACGUCGCGCCGGGCGCCAAUGGCUCGGGGAGCGGCGGCGCGGAUGGGUGCCCCACCUGCGUCUUCACCACCAAGCUAAAGUUUCCGAAGGGCGCUACGGACGAGGCAAAAAUUGGGGCCAUGAAGAAGUGCAUCCAGGACAUGAGGGUGGCGGGCGUUAGCCUGGGCCAGCGCGUGGAGGCCCGCGAGAAGACGAUCGAAUUGCUGGAGGCCCACCUGCAAGAGGCCAAGGAGCAGCUGCAGGCUGUGCAGGGGUCGCUGCGGGAGACACAGGCCGGCUUUCGUGAGGCGCAGGCUUACGUCAACGGGGAUGGAUCCGCCAGCGACCUCCAGAGAGGAGAGGAUUGA
Molecule: messenger RNA, 765 nt
Organism: Ostreobium quekettii
Lineage: Eukaryota; Viridiplantae; Chlorophyta; Ulvophyceae; Bryopsidales; Ostreobiaceae
Source: the annotation of a GenBank genome assembly